CUCCGUGCCGUGUAACAUUGGACCCUGCCACCAACCAUCCUAACCUGGUGCUCUCCAAGGACCUCGACGCUGUACAUUUGGUCGAAAACCUGGAGGAGGAAGUUCCCGACGGGCCCGAGAGGUUCAGCAAGUCUGUAUGCGUGCUGGGUGCGCAGGGUUUUACGUCAGGGCGCCAUUACUGGGAAGUGGGAGUGGGCAACAAAACCAGCUGGGACAUUGGUGUGGCCAAGGAAUCGGUCAACAGGAAGGAAGCCAAAGUGACGGUCAAGCCCAGCAAUGGAUUCUGGGCCAUCUGGCUGCGGAAUGGCAGUGAAUACAAGGCGCUUGAUUCUCCCUCUAAGCAGCUGGCCCUCAAGACCAAACCUCUGAAAGUGGGGGUCUACCUGGAUUACGAAGGGGGACAGGUCUCUUUCUACAACGCUGACACCAUGGCCCACAUCUUCACCUUUUCUGAUGCCUUCUCCGAGUGCCUCUACCCCAUGUUCAGCCCCGGGUUCAAUAAGGACGGACUAAAUGCUGAACCCCUCCGCCUCCUGUCCCCAUUGCCAUAG
Messenger RNA from Gekko japonicus, 551 nucleotides. Its product is annotated as zinc-binding protein A33-like. NCBI's taxonomy places the organism in Eukaryota, Metazoa, Chordata, Lepidosauria, Squamata, Gekkonidae. The record is from RefSeq and is a predicted model, not a curated record. Gene Ontology annotation, molecular function: protein binding. The transcript has a single exon. The annotation marks the transcript as partial.